Penicillium pulvis is the source of this 258-nucleotide messenger RNA. RefSeq lists its product as uncharacterized. The transcript is spliced from 2 exons. The record is from RefSeq and is a predicted model, not a curated record. Lineage: Eukaryota; Fungi; Ascomycota; Eurotiomycetes; Eurotiales; Aspergillaceae. The coding region runs from base 1 to 258 and encodes 85 amino acids.
AUGCGCUCCUUUUAUAUUCUAUUCGCUUUCCUUGCCGCUACUGUGAUGGCGGCGCCAAUCAUUGGACAGCCAUCCGAAAAGCUAACCAAGCGUCAGUCCACUAGUAAACGCCAAUCGCCUGUGGAGGCUUCUUCUGGGACAUGGAAAGUUAGAGGUUCGAACCCUGCGGUUCAAAACAUCCAACUCUCACCGGCCAUGACCCCGGUGUGGAUCCUCCUCCGCUCGGCCUUGGUGUUGGUUUUUCCCUAUAAAUCUUAG